AAAACAACCGGAGACUGAACAGUUUCGGGCAGCUUCCACUUUCUGACCAGUUGAACGGAAUCACGUUUUUAGCUGAAACGGCAAAAGUGUGGAACGCUUUAACUAGGCCAAAUGAUUCACGUAAUGGUUGCUUGUUAGGGGAAUGAAGCAUGAAUGUGGCCCGGGGCGAAUAAAAGAGAUUUUUAACAAAACAAUAAUAUCAAUAAUUAAGGACUUUUAUGCACUGGGGGCCCCAAGGUGCCACAAUUCAAUAAAUAAGACUGUGCUUCUAAUAAAUUUUGUAACUGUAAGAAAAUACAAAUAAUUUAAUAAAUGGACAGUUAAUUUAUAUGUAUUAAAGAUAUGUGGAAAUACAAAACUUAUUAAAAAAAACACAUGACGGUGCAUUGACUAUUUACUUCGGAUGAAGUAUGUUGGGGCCUGUAACCGCUUAGAUGUUCAGCACAUCCAUGCAUCAUCUUUUUAUUGGCGAUGCUGCGCCUGUAUGUCGAUGUUUACGUCCCGAAAUUUCGCGCAUGCGCAAAAUACUGGAGGUUAUGCUCUGGAGACCUGGAGACCUAGGUCCUUUAAAUCCAUCAAGACAAAACCAGUUUGCAAGGAUUUGAAACGGACAAGUUCAGAGACUGGUCUUCUCCAGGUGUUCCAGUCAAAGACAUCCGCACAAUAUGAGAGUUACAGCUUCAGAAGUUUUCCCAAAGAAGAACUCCUUCCUCUCACUGCAGCCUACGGACUGGCGCUGGACAGCUACGCUGCAGGAAACUGGACCCAAUCCAUCCAGUACUUGGAGCUGAGUUUGCGUUUGCACCGACUUCUCAGGGAAAGCGCGCGGUUCUGCUCGGUCCAGUGUAACCGCAGCAGUCACGAGGAGCCGCUUUCUCCCGCAGCAGCCCUGGAUCUAAGCGUCUGCUGGCGCGUCCUGAGGACGGCGUCCUGUCAGAAGAAGUGCAGGGCGCAUUUCCCGGUCCUGCAGCUGCCGCCUCCCGGCCCCGAGAUCCUGGAGGAGUUCAGCAAACGAUCCCCGUACCGAUAUCUGCACUUUGCUCACGCUAAGCUGGACGACCUGCAGCGGGCCGUCCCGUGCGCCUACACCUUCCUGCAGAGGAACCCCGGGGACCAGGAGAUGCUGCAGCUGAUGGAGGAGUACAAGAACGAGUACGACCUCGACGGCUUCCUCAUCGACCACGAACAACGACUUUAUGAGCCAUCCUUUGUUAGCGGCGUGAAGCUUGUCGACUUGGGGGAGUACAGCGGCGGUUCUGAGCGCCUGGAGGAAGCGCUGAGGCUCUACCUGCAGGAGUACGACCUCUGUCAGGCCGAAUGUGACGGGAUCGGCCAUUUUUCUUCACACACAGACUUCUACGCUCUAUUAGCUGAAGUCUACUUUGACAUGUUAAAAUGCAGGAUAAAGUGUGAGGAAAACCUAAAGCCCAACGUUGGCGGCUACUUUGUGGAGAACUUCGUUCCCACUAUUUACCACUACCUCCAGUACGCCUAUUACAAACUGAACGACGGCCGCAGAGCCGUGCCUUGUGCGUACAGCUACUUCCUGUUCCAGCCAGAAGACCCGGUGAUGAAGGACAACCUGCUGUACUAUGAGGCCUACAGCCCACAGUGGGGCCUGCAGUUCCAUCACUUCACACCCAGAACAGAAGCUCUUCGAUACCACAACCAGACCGUCACUCAAAAACAGAUGUUGACGUUUCUAAUAAAGUACUUGGAGACGAAUGAUGAGGGUUUUAGUGGACCAGAAGAAAAUCCACUUUUGUCCUCCGAGUCUCCCGAUGCCGAGUUUGAAGGUGUGGGAGAUUAUGAAGAGUCCAUGUUUGCAAAAUGGAGGCAAAAGAAAGGAAAAGGAGAUGCAGGAGAAGCCGACAUCUGAACUCAACCAUUUACAGCUUCAGCUCUGCUGUCUUUAGGAAUGGUAUACUUAAAUGUAUUUAAAAUAGUACCAUUAUAAUAAUUUUAAGCAUAGUUAUGCCAUGAAGUUUUUUUUUUACCCUCUGUUUAACAAAACAGCAACAAUUUGCUUUUCACCUUAUUUGUUUUAGUUGAAACCUGUUCGAUAAUGUCACAUUAAAUGUCCAAAGAGUUUGAAAUGAUUCAUCAGGCUUUUCUUUUAAAUCACAAAAAACAAAGUAUUUUGCUUUUAAUCUUGUUAAUAGUAACUUUUAAAUUUGCUCUGUUCAGCUAAAUAAUAAAGCACCUUU
Molecule: messenger RNA, 2207 nt
Organism: Xiphophorus maculatus (southern platyfish)
Lineage: Eukaryota; Metazoa; Chordata; Actinopteri; Cyprinodontiformes; Poeciliidae
Product: endoplasmic reticulum protein SC65-like
Exons: 9
Coding region: 404-1879 (491 amino acids)
Biological process (GO): collagen fibril organization; peptidyl-lysine hydroxylation
Cellular component (GO): endoplasmic reticulum
Molecular function (GO): protein binding; collagen binding
Source: RefSeq, a predicted model, not a curated record